Diabrotica virgifera virgifera (western corn rootworm) is the source of this 3576-nucleotide messenger RNA. It is a transcript of the gene Np, whose product is annotated as serine proteinase stubble. The record is from RefSeq and is a predicted model, not a curated record. The coding region runs from base 286 to 2853 and encodes 855 amino acids. Gene Ontology annotation, molecular function: serine-type endopeptidase activity. The transcript has 8 exons. Gene Ontology annotation, biological process: proteolysis. Lineage: Eukaryota; Metazoa; Arthropoda; Insecta; Coleoptera; Chrysomelidae.
UCUGCCAGUCCAAGUCGUACUUCGGUACUGAUCGCUGAGACAUGGGGAUGGUACUUCAGUACUAGUUGCGCGCGAAAUUCAAACGGAAUUACUACUAUGACCUAUCGGUCCUAACGAAGGAUAAAUUCAAUAGUGGUACCGCGAAGUACUGUUUUUUUUUUGAUAAUUUUUGUUUUGAUUGUUGUUACUGUCAUGUUUGUACUGUGAACGUGUGUAGUAAUUUAGGGUUUUUGUUAUUUCGUUUAUUUAUUUUAUUGCCGUAAUCUUAAUUCUAGUCUUACCAAGAUGCUGCCAGCUGCCUUAGUUACUUUAGUCACUUUUUUAUUAGAAAUAUGUAGUUCAUCACCUGUAUAUAAUAUGCAACCAGCAUUUAUAACGAAUACAGUGGGUUCUACGGCGGGUAGAAACAUUCGAAAUUUGCCGUGUAUAUCUAGGAGAAAUAGUAACUUAAGUGGUUACUGCAUGUUUGCCAUAGACUGUUUAAAAGCCAACGGUACUCAUUUGGGCACCUGCAUAGAUGGAUUUUACUUCGGUUCCUGCUGUCACAUAGAACCUGUUAAAGAUAUAAUAGAUAACCACAUAGACACUGAUAUUAUUCCCCAUCGAGAACCUCCAUUCCGGAUAUCAAGUACUACAUCGAGGACGCCAAGUACUACGUCAGCUCAGAAGAAUGUAUCUUCGACUACGUUAAGGACUAGCACGACGACAAGAAGUAAAAGCACAAGUACUACUAAAAUACCUGUAACAAGCACUGGCAGUAUAAAACCUGUUUCAACUACAACUAGUGGACUUAACAUUUCGAGUUUAAGAACGACUAUUAGCACAAGCACAUCCAGCACGACGCUGCCAGAAAAAUUACAAACAUUCCAAGUAGUAAAUACUAAUAACGUACAAGACGAAGCCACCAAACCCUCCAUUAUAACGACAGUUUAUAGCAGCAGUAGACCUGCAACGAAACAACCAGUUACUGUUACUCCAACAAAAAGUCCAAGCAGUAUACGACCAUUGUCUUCAUCGACUGCGCCAAUUAUACCGAUUACUAAAAGGCCAGUUCAAAGUUCCACGACUUCCAUAGGUCCUUCAAAUUUAACCAGCGCUACACCAACAUAUUCAAGUGUUACAGCUUCAACAACUAAAGCCCCAGUAAAACUAAGUACUCAAACUACUUCAAAACCAGUGAUUUCAGAAAUUACAAAUAAACCAACUAAAACAACAAGGAGCCCUCCAACAAAAGCAACUCAGAAGCCAACAAAACCAACUAAAGCAACCCUUGUCACGAAAAAAACCCAGAGUACUACUAAAGCAUCAUCCAUUUUAACAAAGCCAACCAAAAUCAGCACAGCAAAACCAACUAAGAGAGUAACAUCAUCUACUGAAAGGUCAACAACGACAAAACCUACAAGAACCACUACACAGAAAAUUCCAACAAAAUCUCCAAUCUCAACAUUGGCAACUAGCACACAUCGUGUACCAAUUUCUACUCCACCAAGUUCCACCGCAACAAGCACUGAGUCUACAAGUAUUUCUAUGACGACCAGCAAACCCAACAACACGCAAACGUUGCAGACCGUCAGCGGAAAUAUAGCUACGAAUGAAAUUGAAGACUCGCAUCAUAGUCAGCAGCCAACAACAAAUAAACCUGGAGGUUUGAUCACGUGGACAGUUGUUGAUAAUAGGAAUUCCUCAACUACUGUGUCGGAUCAAAUGUUCAAUAGUACGACUGAAGAUUGGGUGCCAAUAACUACACCAGAUGGUUGGGUAUUACUGCCAAGCGUAUCGUCCAAUGCAACAAUGCCACCUUCCAUGGACUCAUCAACAACAGUCUUACCUUCCAGUUCCGUUUCCUCCAUAUCUACAAGCAGCUCUACAUUUGGACCUAUCACUUUACCUACACCGUUCGACAAACCAACAGUUCAAAACGUUACAACAGAAGCACCCACAGCAACAGAUAGUUCUAGUAUUUCUUCGAGUACUAUCGAAGUUGUAACUAUUGAGAAUGAAACGGACACAGCUGACAACUCUACUAUCAAUACAACACCACCGUUGGAAAAUUUUGAACAACCUGUUAAUAUGAGCGAUUUCACUGAUGUAUGCGGCAGACGUAUGUACCCUGAGGCGAGGAUAGUGGGUGGAGAGAAGUCAUCCUUCGGGAAAUGGCCGUGGCAGAUCUCGUUGCGUCAAUGGAGGACGUCCACAUACUUGCACAAGUGUGGUGCUGCUCUGUUGAAUGAAAACUGGGCCAUUACUGCUGCGCAUUGCGUUGAUAAUGUUCCUCCGAGCGAUCUUCUACUGCGGUUAGGUGAGCACGAUCUUUCUACCGAAUCAGAACCGUAUCUGCAUCAAGAGAGAAGAGUUCAAAUAGUAGCGUCCCAUCCUCAAUUCGAUCCUCGUACAUUCGAAUAUGAUUUAGCGCUACUAAGGUUUUACGAACCUGUCACGUUCCAACCAAAUAUCUUACCAGUUUGUGUUCCGCAAUCUGAUGAGAAUUUCGUUGGAAGAACUGCCUAUGUAACAGGUUGGGGAAGGCUAUAUGAAGAUGGUCCCCUACCGAGUGUCCUUCAAGAAGUGUCCGUUCCUGUGAUCAACAACACGGUCUGCGAAUCGAUGUACCGAGCCGCGGGCUAUAUCGAACACAUCCCACACAUCUUCAUUUGCGCCGGCUGGAGACGUGGCGGCUUCGAUUCCUGCGAAGGCGAUUCAGGCGGUCCGAUGGUUAUCCAGCGACAAGAUAAUCGCUUUUUACUCGCUGGUGUCAUUUCCUGGGGCAUCGGCUGUGCAGAGCCGAACCAACCCGGCGUUUACACUAGGAUAAGCGAGUUUCGAGACUGGAUCAAUCAGAUUUUACAAUUUUAGAUUAGAGUUUUUGGAUCUCGCCCCGCAAAUUUAUAGAAAUAUUUAUUAAAGAGCGCACUUAUAAAGUACCCCGCACAAAUCUUAUGAAAAUUAGGUCCCAGUUGAUUUCGUUCAUACUUUAAGAAAAUACUCUUUGAAGCAUCCUGAUAAAAAGUUGUCUUGGGCGCAACUCAAUCGUAUGAAGGAUUUUCAAGAUAUAGAUGCACAAACUCGGAAAAUUAUAAGAUUUACUGGGUAUUCCAAUUCCUUGAGGUAUUGGUUAUCUGGCAACAUGUAUAAGUUUGGAUCAAGGAAAAGUACUAAUAGUCUAGGUUUUUUCUUAUCUAUCCAAUGGCGACCUUUACUUUGACCUUGACCUUCAACGGACGUCAUCUUCUAGAGUUUCGAGGGUUUUCGGCAUUAAAUUUAUAUAAAGAGAUUACUCAUGGGUUUUUGGGAUCGCUAAAACCGAAUAUGCUAUCAGAAUUGACCCCAGAGGACGUGGUGGUCAGGGCCACUGCAAGGGACGUCAUCUUCUAGAGUUUUGAUGCUUUUUCGCAUUUACUUGUUGCAAAUAAAUUACUGGAGGGUUUUUUGUGGUCGCUAAACACGAAUAUGCCACCAGAACCGACUCCCGGGCACCUGUUUUCCAAGGUCAAUGAAAGGGGCUCCUGGAGUUUCGAGGGUCUUUGGUACUUUACAGUACAUUACAUACAGUACACUCGAGUACAUUAAUGCCAACAG